AUGAACUGCCAGGAUAGCCGCAAGGAGGAACCUCCAAACCAAGCCGGCCCUGAUAGUGAGGUCGGCUGCGAAAAGCUCAUCGUCAUGGGAAUUCUCGCCGUUUUAUCUCUGAUGGUAGCUCUUGAUGCCUGCGUUAUCGUUACGUCCCUGCCUGAAAUUGUCAAAGGUUUAGAGACCAAUACUAGCGGAGGCUUUUGGAUAGGCACCUCCUACCUGCUGGCUAAUGCUGUCGCGAUGCUCUUUAUAGCCGACCUGAGCGAGGCUUUCGGCCGUAAACCGUGUCUGACGGUGUCCGUAGCUUUCUUCACAAUCGGCACAAUCAUCUGCUGCCUAUCUGACACCAUUGCUCAAAUGCUUACUGGACGUUCUCUGCAAGGUAUUGGCGGAGCUGGCAUUAUGAUGCUAAGCAUCGUCAUUUACACGGACUUAGUCUCUCAAAGUAUCCGGCCGAAAUGGUACGGAAUAAUACUCGGAGCGUGGGCCUUGGGAAAUUGUUUGGGCCCAAUCAUCGGCGGCGUCAUUGCUCAACAUACCACUUGGCGCUGGGUAUUCUAUAUCAUGUUUCCCUUCUGCGCUGUCGGUAUGGUCCUCGUGCCAUGGAAGGUAAACGUCAAGCCACGCUCGAAAACAACACAUGAGAAGCUGGCCAUGAUCGACUGGGCUGGUGGCGUCUUAUUCAUAAGUUCUUCCACCCUUUUUCUCGUUGCCAUUUCCGGUGGCGGCAUACAGUCUCCCUGGAAUAGCGUCGGCACACUAGCACCAUUAUGCCUCGGCAUAGCUGGUUUUGUUUCGACUCUCGUCUAUGAGACCCGAGUAACGCAGAAACCGUUCCUCAAUCGCAAUUUGUUUUGGGGUCCGAGCCCCAUCGCUGUCUACAUUUGCGGAGCCGUCCAAGGGCUUUUACUAUAUGGCCAGCUUUAUUAUAUUCCUCAAUUCUUUAUCCUUGUUAAAGGGUUCUCGCCUGUCAAUACUGGUCUCGCGCUUCUCCCCGUGAUGUUCACACUCAUGCCAGGCUCUAUCGCGACUGGCUUCUUUAUAACUCGAACCGAAAAUUGCCAAUACCCAAUAUGGGCUGGCUGGAUGUUAACGACCAUAGCAACCGGUUUGACGAUUCUUUGGGAUGCGAAUACGCCAGCGAGUGUCUGGGCCACAACGCUCGUGCUCCUUGGGUUGGGUCAUGGAGCCGUUCUCAACGCCCAAACCACCGCCGCCUCUCAGGCUGCUUUUAGCAGUGUCGCCACCGUAAGGGGCACUGAGCCGAACGAAGGCAUCGCAACUGCAAUGUACGCAUUCUUAAGGCAGUUCGGUAUGGCAGUAGGCGUCGGUAUUGGUGGCUCCACCUUCCAAAAUGUCUUUUUACUCAAUCUGGACAUGGAUGGCCUGCCGGGAAACCACGAGGCGAAGAGCCAGGUAAAUGUGGCAGAACUCUUGCAAGUCGUUAUAGAUAGCAGUGCCAGAGCGGAAAUCCUGGACGCGUGUAUUCUCGGGCUACGCGGAGUGUCUUGCCUUUACGUUGGGUUAUCAGGGGCUGCUUUGUUCGUGAGUAUGUGGGUUAAGAGGUACCACUUGAAUCAGUUUGUGACUACGGAACAGAAGCUACAAAAUAGCGGGAAAAGGGUUUUAGGAGUAGCAGAGGCUGCCUGA
Messenger RNA from Colletotrichum truncatum, 1644 nucleotides. Its product is annotated as major facilitator superfamily transporter (efflux pump antibiotic resistance). Gene Ontology annotation, cellular component: plasma membrane. Gene Ontology annotation, biological process: transmembrane transport. NCBI's taxonomy places the organism in Eukaryota, Fungi, Ascomycota, Sordariomycetes, Glomerellales, Glomerellaceae. The record is from RefSeq and is a predicted model, not a curated record. Gene Ontology annotation, molecular function: transmembrane transporter activity.